AUGGAUACGAAGGAGAAGCUAAAAUGGGCGGCCACGGUGGUCGUGGCCACCGUUUUACCUCUAUAUGUCAUGUACCGCUCCGCCGCUACAACUUCGGCCAAAUAUACGGAGCAACUGGCCUUGCAAGAGGCUGCAGAAAGACGUGAAUGGUUGAGAAUGGCAGCAGUCCAUGAGAAGGCUGAACAGAAGUAUUCGGCCGACCCUGCUGAGAGAGCCAAGGGGGAGGCGGAGUUAGCAAGACCUGGGCAAACGCUGUAG
Molecule: messenger RNA, 258 nt
Organism: Perkinsus marinus ATCC 50983
Lineage: Eukaryota; Perkinsozoa; Perkinsida; Perkinsidae
Exons: 2
Coding region: 1-258 (85 amino acids)
Source: RefSeq, a predicted model, not a curated record